This is a messenger RNA of Bursaphelenchus okinawaensis, 3029 nucleotides long. Lineage: Eukaryota; Metazoa; Nematoda; Chromadorea; Rhabditida; Aphelenchoididae. The record is from the annotation of a GenBank genome assembly.
AUGAGCGACAAGAACAACAACAACAAUGAGGCCUCGACAAAAACAUCGCGACAGAAAUUUAAGUCCUUGAUGCAGAGAUUCAAGCAUUCCAGUGAUGAAGUCGAUGUGGAGCCAACGAUUAAUCAAAAAGCGAAAGGAGGCGGAUGUAUUGUCAGAAAGAGUGAAGUGAGUUUGAUAACAACAUUGUUUACAAACGUUUAAGUAACUUUGUCAACUAUUGCAAGAUAACUUGUAUAUACCAGAAAGAUUUUUAAUUAAACUAUAAAGUUAACAUUUCAACUCCUUACGCCAGAAAAUAACUACAACUUUAUAAAAUUAGUAAAAGUCAACGUUCUGUUACCUAAUUUAGAAAAAUGUAAAAUAAUGGCGCUAGGAGAAAUGCGGUUUUUGGACAUUUGCGGAUCUGCGGUUUUUAGACACUUGCGGAUCUUCGGUUUUUGGACACUUGCGGAUUUUAGACAUUUGCGGAUUUUUUAAAGGGGUUUCUUUUAUUUUUUAGUUAAUUUAGUUGUAUUAUGGUACUAAAUGGUACUAAAGUGUAAAUUGGUACUGUUUUAAUAUGUUUUAGUGCUAAAUAGUACUAAAUUUUAAAUUGGUACUGUUUUAUAUUUUUUGGUACUGAAUGGUACUAAAAGCCCAAAAAGGUACUGUUAUGUUAAAACCGCACCAAUUUAAACUUUAGUACAAUUUAGUACCAUACUACAACUUAAUUAACUAGAAAAUAAAAAAAAAACCUUUAAAAAAUCCGCAAAUGUCUAAAAUCCGCAAGUGUCCAAAAACCGCAUUUGUCCUAGCGCCAAAAUAAUAAACCAAAGUAUUUCAAAUAAUCGCAAAAAAAGAUUUUUUUAGGUUUAUAGAGCGACCCGGAAGUCGACAGAAGAAUCGAUGAGCAGAAGUAGACGACGUCGAAUCAGUGGCCCCACCUUAGAUACACAAUCUGUAAGAACAGCUUCAAUUUCAGCUCCACCCCCUCCUCCACAGCCUACAGAAAAAACGUAAGUGGUACCGUAAUCUCCUUACUAUAUUGUAAUUGAAAACCAUUUUAUUUGCAAUUUUGCACUUUUUGUCAAAAAUAAACUUGAGGUAUUAGUUUAUAUUAUUCAAUGUAAUCAGGGGCGGGCGGGGACUUUUGGUCUGGGGGCGGGGGUCGAAAAAACAGCACAGGUAGCUAGCCGAUUUUUCGCAAAAAUUUUUUUUAGAAAAUCAACAGGGGGGACCACGUUCUACUUUUUUCAAAAAUUUUCUUCUGGGGGGGGAACCCCCCCCAGCGCCCUGCCCUGCUUGUAAUGUUAGUCUUUGCCUAUUUUAAUGAAAUACUCAAAGCUUACUGUAACAUUUCAGUGGAAUAGAAGAAACAGAAAAAACGGAAAAAACAGCGGCUGAUGCAGAUUUAACAACUAAGGUAAGUUAGUCAUAUAUGUUACAGUACCCAUUUUAAUAAAAAAUAACUUGAGGUUUCAGAGCUGUAGGACCAAAACUAGCGACGACGAAAACCGGUUUGACUCAAUGGCGCAAAGUGAGUAUAUUAUUACAACUUUUAAAAAAAUUUCAAAAACAGUACUGUUGAAGUAGUUUUGAACCAAAUCAUCAAAAUUUGUACCACAGUUUUUAAGCAUAAUGCGAAUUACGUAACAAGAGCUGUUUCAGGUAUGACGAGAACCUGGAAGAAGGUUCGAACUAAGAGCCAGGAGAAGUUCAGAGCUGUGAAAACCUUCAUCAGUGCACCACUCAAAGAAAAGGGAAUGCAGAGAAUGCUGGACAGAGUCUCCCGACGACACAAUCAUGCAGUAGGUGUUUCAGCACACGUCAAAAAUACCUUUAUCAAAAUGUUUGAUUCUACGCAUAAGAUUGGAAAUUACAAUAUUUGAUAGUAACAAAACUAAAGUCCUCUUACAGGAACCUCAAAAAGUAUUAAAACAAGGUGACGAACUAUUUCCUCAACGACAUCCAAGCCAUGCUAACGGAGAGACCGACGUUGACAUUAAGACCGCUGAACAACCACCCCCCGAGAAAUUCGUGGAGUCGCCCACUGAAAAGGAUGCCAAAGCCAAAAUCCCCGAGGCGCCAAAGAGUACCAUUUUCCUGCCAGAUGGUCGCCCCUUCUGGCAACAAAAGAACAAGGGUGACCAGAGUUCGGAAAUGUCCGAAUCCGACCUCACGGACGACGAGCUUCCCAUGAAUGCCGAUAUUAUCAUCAAAGUCAGCGAGGGCAAAGUGAAAUUGGAUACGAUGCCGGCGACCAAGUAAGUAUCAUAACUAAUUAAGGGCUUCUCCGAGUAAUUUAAUACACCUAAAUUUGAUAGUGGGUCUGGUAAGGUUGUCUGUUUACUAAUUUUUGUAGACUUGACGUAUCUUACUUGUUAUUUUAAAAUGUAAAAAUUAGCGUAAAACAAUCAACAAUUAGUGCGCAUAGUUAUUUGUAAAAUUCAUUUUAACUUUAAAUUUACUUCAUGUACAAGGUAAAUACAUUACCCAUAUCCAGGGACGUCGCUACGAAUUUUCUCUGGGGGAGGAGGAGGUCGAAAAAUUUUUUUUCGCAUACAGGUACCUACCUGUGGAAUUUUUUUUCGGAUCGGCUCUGGGGGAGGGGUACCUCCCCCUACCCCCUCCCCCAAACGACGUCCCUGCCCAUAUCAAUAUGCGUUGAUUUCCUAAAAGGAGCACAAGAUGACUAACACAAAAACAUUUACAGACUAGUCCUGAAACCAUUUGGAAACAUUGACGAAAUGAAACAACGCGACAAAAUCUUCUUCAACCGGCCCCUGGUCUUCAGUAACACCGUGAGAAGCAUGGUCAACUUCAUCGACGACGUCUCCAUUGAUUCCAAGAGUACCAGCUCCAGUAGCAGAAGCCUUAGGAAAACAAAGAGCAAACCGACUGUGGAAGAAAAGAAGAAAGGAGCUCCUUCCAAGGCCAAGAUCACCAUUCCAAAUACAAUAUACGAGUACGACUACGACCGCAAAGAUAUUGGAGGAUGGCCUCUGCCAUUCAAACCUUCUCCAGACUCCGAAAAGAAAGCUUGCUCUUGA